Molecule: messenger RNA, 832 nt
Organism: Nicotiana tabacum (common tobacco)
Lineage: Eukaryota; Viridiplantae; Streptophyta; Magnoliopsida; Solanales; Solanaceae
Source: RefSeq, a predicted model, not a curated record
AGAAAUAGAAAGCAAUCCACUUCGAUAGACUGAGAGAUAAUCUUCAAUGUACGGCGGAGCUCCGUCGGGCGGAAUAGGAAUCGGCGGUAGUAGUAGUGGAGGAAGAACAUGGCCGUCGACGACGUCGGUGUCUAGUUCCGGUAAGAGAAUACAGAAGGAAAUGACUGAACUAAGCAUAGAGGCACCACCAGAUUGUGCAGCUGGGCCUAAAGGCGAUAAUCUUUACCAUUGGGUUGCUACCCUCUUCGGCCCACCUGGAACACCUUAUGAGGGUGGAAUAUAUUUUCUUGAUAUAACCUUCCCUUCUGAUUAUCCAUUUAAACCUCCAAAGGUUGUAUUCAAAACUCGCAUAUAUCAUUGUAAUGUUGAUCCUUCUGGCAAUGUUAGCUUGGACAUCCUAGCAGAUAACUGGAGUCCAGCAUUAACAAUCUCGAAAGUACUACUUGCUCUGAGAUCAAUGUUCACCACUCCAGAAACCUAUAAGCCCGUUGUUCCUGGUAUUGCACACUUAUACUUUGAAGAUAAAACCAAACAUGAUGAAAUAGCUACAGAAUGGACACUGCGAUUUGCAAGGUGAAAAAAAUGAAUUCAAUGUGGAAUUUUCUUAACAAGUUCUGGUCAGCCACCUGCUUAGUUUGAAAUUCUCCCUACAGUUACUAGUUAAUAGACAUUUAAGAGCUGUUGUAGACUUGUAGGUGAUAUUUAAACUUAACGUCUGUAUAUAAUACAUAUAGACAGUAAAAAAAAGCAAAAAAAAGAUAAAUUAGACUUCCGGUAGCUAAUGUUUCAAUUUUCCGUUGAGCCCAAUGGCCUUAUUUGUUCUAUUUAAAUU